Messenger RNA from Homalodisca vitripennis (glassy-winged sharpshooter), 7654 nucleotides. Its product is annotated as zinc finger protein 2 homolog. The transcript has 12 exons. Gene Ontology annotation, molecular function: RNA polymerase II transcription regulatory region sequence-specific DNA binding; DNA-binding transcription factor activity, RNA polymerase II-specific; zinc ion binding. Gene Ontology annotation, biological process: regulation of transcription by RNA polymerase II. Gene Ontology annotation, cellular component: nucleus. The coding region runs from base 160 to 2679 and encodes 839 amino acids. NCBI's taxonomy places the organism in Eukaryota, Metazoa, Arthropoda, Insecta, Hemiptera, Cicadellidae. The record is from RefSeq and is a predicted model, not a curated record.
AAUACCCUGUCUAAGUUAAUUAUUUACAUAACCUUAAUUGGUAAAUAAUAUCAAUUAAUAACAGAGGUCUACUUCAACGAAACAUAUCACUGAAUUUCUCACUAAAGACACGAUAAUAUAAUAUGCUGUGUGGGGGACUCCUGUUUGAGAGCAUGAACGAUGACUGCUGACACAGAGAAGACAUCGGCCAAUAAGAACACAACCUGUCUGAUUUGUGAUGCAAGCGUUGGUGUCUCAACUAGGAAUAGCUGUCCAAUUUUCCACCAGAAUGUAACGACUUCUGAUAAGCCCAUUUUUAAAGUGAUCGGACUCGUGUUAGGAGUUGAAGUACAGGAAAAUCUUGUACACAGCGCAGUAGUGUGUAAAAAGUGUUUUAAACUAUUUAAUGAAAUUGAUGAGCUUCAAGAAAGAAUAUCAGAAAUACAAUUUGAGGUUAAGAGUAACUACAAUAAAACUAUAAGAAAGUAUGAUGGAUCUCUGCCACCAGAAGAAAAUACGGAGGAGCAAAAACCUACUGUAGUUACCUCAGACAGCAAAGCAAGGGUAAAACAAGGUCCUGGAAGGCCGAGAUUGAAGAAAAUACCAGAGUCUCCCAGUGAAAUUAAAUCUCCACAAUCAGGCUCUUAUGUAGAAAAUACUACAAAAACAGUCGGCGAUGAAGAAAUAACUAUUAUGUACUGUGAACAGAAGGAGAACAAAAGCGGGAAUGGAGUGGAGCGUAUGGUACAGGAUAAUGAUGACGAAGAUGAAGAUGACGAUGAAGAUGCAGCAGUGACCUUGGGAGAUCCUGAUGACGACGACUACAUUCCAGAGCUGGCCGAGCUGGGAAACCUGCAGGCAGAGUCUGGAGAUGUGCAGAUCAAGGUAGAAGUUAUGGAAGAGGAUGUUACAGACAAGGUUUUGGGUAAAAAAGGACUUGUCAGUCGGAAGAAGCAAUCUGUGAAAACUGAACUACCUGCAUUAAUACCAGCAAUGGUUGUCAGCAGAGACGCAGCUGUGUACACAUGUCUGGUUUGCUCGGCCGACGAGAAGUUCAUUGCUGAUGCCAAGGGUAUUACGCACCAUCUUAAGGAGUGCCACAACCUACGUCUGUACAUCUGCGACAUGUGCGGACAAGAGUUUUUCAAAAGAAGUGAACUGUCCGCUCAUUUGGACGAACAUGUGGCUAGUGAGGAGAGAGAUUUUCAGUGUGAAGUGUGUAACAGGAUAUUUUCUAAUUUAAGGCUGUAUAGAGUACAUAAACGGAUGCAUUAUCCUCAAGUGAAAAAUUGGACUUGUGACCAGUGCGGUAAAAGAUAUCUAUCUCGCAACAUGCUGGAAGAACACAUGAAUAUUCACACCGGUAACCGGCCGUACGUGUGCCAGCAGUGUGGUAAAAACUUCGCCUCCAAGUACACUUUCAAGGCUCACGAGAAGACCCACUUGGAGCGUCCACGACCGUUCUCCUGCAACAGUUGCACAAAGACAUUCCUCACCCAGGCUAAUCUCCACCAGCACGAGAAAACUCACAGUGCCGUCCGCAACUUCAUAUGUCAAAUAUGUGAAAAGGGAUUCAGUACAUCGAGAAACCUUGAAGUACACUCAGUUAUCCACACAGGAUAUAAAUCCUUUAUCUGCAGGAUGUGUGGUAAAGCGUUUGCCAGAAAAGCUGAAAUCCGUGACCACGAGAGGACACACACAGGAGAAAAGCCAUACCAGUGUGAAUUCUGCGGUGCGACCUUUAGCCAGAGGAGCAACCUUCAGUCUCACAAGCGUGCGACACACUACGAUGACAAGAGGUACAAGUGUAUGGAGUGUGGGAAGGGGUUCAAGCGGCGGAGAUUACUGGACUACCACAUGAAAGCAGCUCACACGGGCGAGCGGCCAUACAAGUGUGGAGUGUGUGCUGCCACCUUCAUAUACCCGGAGCAUUUCAAGAAACAUCGACGGAUACACACAGGCGAGAAGCCUUUCCUCUGUGAGGUAUGCGGCAAAGCAUUCAAUAGCAGAGAUAACCGAAAUGCUCAUCGAUUUGUUCAUAGUGACAAGAAACCGUAUGAGUGUCUGGUCUGUGGCAUGGGAUUCAUGCGUAAACCUCUUCUGUAUAAUCACAUGCAAACACAGGGGCACUUAAAUGACACGAUCGUGGUGAACCAACCUCGCCUGACAACCGACGAGGACAACAUACUGGUGGCUCAGACUGGUGGCGAGAACCUGGAGAUGGCUUUUGUUACCGACAGUGACGGUAACACCAAGCUCCUGCACGCUGAUGGCUCUGUGGUGCGUGAACUUGACCCAGGAAGCCAAGAUACAAAAAUGUACAUAGCAGAACUAAAGGAGCAUGUGAUACUGCACAAGGAAAGAGAAGACGGCAUAGUGGAAGGUGAUGAAAUUGUGGAGGGUGCGGAAUAUGAUGAAACUGUGCAGCAUCUUAUUAUAGACGGCCAAGUACACUUUGCCAACCCCGGAGGUAUAGAAGCGCUAGAAGAGGGAGGUGCGGAGAUGGAGUCCGUAGCUGAGAUCACCACACUGGAGGAAGGGGCGUGUCGCGCUCUGGUCGUGCCCAACGCCAGACACUACUCGGAGCAGACAGCUGCUGUACAGACAGACGCCGGGACUGUGCAGCUGGUACAGAUCCGGAUACCAACAGAUACAGACGGGCAGACUUGGAUCAAUAUCCUGCAGCCUUCUGAUCAGUAAUUGUACUAUAAGUGAUCAUUAUCUGUAAAUUUUGUAUUAGAUUGUAGUGAUCCAACAGACAAUUAAUAUUCUUUUAAAGUAUGUAGCACAUGUUCAAUGAUAUUUAUUUUAAGUUAUAUUUUUUAUUGAAUGAAAAUGUUAUACUACAUAUUAAGAUGAGAAGAGAGAUAAAAUCUGAUGUUACAGAAUACAGAAGUACAGUGAACACCCUUUAUUUCUGAUGAAUUUUAAAGAUAAAAUAAUUGAAAAUAUUCAUUAUAAGUGGUAAUUAAUAUCAGGAAAAUGCUGUUUACCAAUCUUUUUUAUUUAUGGAAGAUAUUUUCCAUAUGUAAUAUAAAUCUUAGUAAAUAUAAUAAGAUUGUUUUGAUUAUUUUCCAUUGUUGACAUUGUAGAGAUAAGUUGCAAAUAUUCAAACACUGGAAAGCUAAUAGUAUUGCAAGCAAUGGCGAGCAGCUGAAAAAAAAGAAGAUUUUGGGAAGCAUUGGGGCAUGAUUGGAUUUUUAUUGGUACAUCCAAGUUGGUUUUUGUAAGAUUAUUUUGUAACAUAUCAGCAGUGGUCAUUUAAUUUUCUAUUGUGAUGAUCCAUACAAUAAAAUUUGUGAGUUUUAGUGGAAAUGUGUUUUUGGAGACCACCAGUUCAAGAAAUAGUUUAUACAAAAAUGCCCAUCAUGUUUGAGUAUGUAAGCAUCUGUUGUAAUCAAAGAAAUGGACUGUUUUUAAGGGCUGAUAAAAUUUGGCAUGCAGGUUUAAUUGCAGAGUUCUCAGUUUUCCUUUUUCAUUGCUAAAACUUUUUCUUUAUGUGGAAACACGCUCUUAUUAAAAACCCCAUAAAUUAAUAAAACUGCUCUAACCAUGUUAGUUAAAUUUGUUUUCAUAUACCCAAUACAUGCUGUAAAAAACUUAAGAAAGAGUUUUAGAUAUAUCUGUUAAAAUUCUGAAUGUAGUAUUAGUAAAAUUUUAUUGAACUUAGGAUAGAGCCCAAGUGGUUUUGAUGAAGUUCUGAAAGCAAAACCUAAUUUAUAAUAAAUACAGUAUACUCCUUCUUAACCUUGGCACUGACCAUAAUUAUUUCCCAAAAUGCUAGCUCAUUUCUGCGAUUUUGUAAGGGAUUCUUAUUUUAGUAACUGUUCAUCUAUUUUGAAGAUGCAGACAUUUUAAAAAUAUCAGUUUAUCUUUAGAAAGACAUGUAAUUUACAUAGAAAUAUUGAAUCAUUUGAACUUUACCUUUAAAAAUAAAAGGACUAAUAUAAAAAAUGUGCAAUGAAUAAAUUUUUCUCUAAAGUAUACCACCCUUGCAGGCAAUUUGAAAGCAAUGUGAAUUUUUGUAUAUACCUAACUCACAAAUUAUAAAAAAAAUACUUGAGGAAAAAGUUUGGUGAUACUUUUGAAUAAUAUAUCUAUAACAACUCUAAAUUUGCAAAAAAUCAGAUUGCAUUACCUUGUAUGUAAUUAUGAUAGUUUGGAUUUUAUUGGAUGAACUAUUUUUUUUUUCUUCUUAAAAAAUGUAUAGAAGAUUAUGUUCUAUAAGAUUUAUUACGGUAAUAUUUUAAAAAUGUUUACAAAAAUAAAAAUUGUGAAAUAAAAGCUUAAAGUCUUUUAGAAAAUCUUUGCUUUUAUCCAAAAAUGAUGUAUAGACCUAUAGAAAGUACAUUUAAAUAUAAGUUUAAAAAAAAUGUACAACAAUGUAUUUUUAUUUCUAUUACACUAUGUAAACUCUCGACAGGGAACUUUGAUGAAUAUACAGUAGUUUUUUAGUGUUCAAUAAUUACGAGAACAAAUCUCAAUUGGAAAUGUAAACGUCCAAUUUACAGUAAAUAUUUUCUAAUGAAACAUAAGUAUAAGUAGACUUACUAUGAGAGAUCAUAUUACAACAUAGUUAAUGUUUAGAAAAUAGUUUAGUGGCAUUUGAGAAUGUAGUUAAUGCUUCGAUAAUUGCUUAAAGCCAGUUGCAGGGUUAAAAAAAAUUUUAACAGCUUUGAACACAAUAUCAUGAUACAUAUAAAAAACCAUAGUCUAAAACCAGACCCAAAAAAAAAGAUCCAGAAUGAGAAAAAGUUGCUAGCGAUUUUGGUUUAAUGUUCACAUUCAUCACUGAAUGGAAAAAACUAUUUCUGCAAAAAAUACUCCUUAAAAAAAUAUGUUAUUUUCUUUUCACAUGCAAUUGAGACCAAAAACUCAAACUAGACCUCCACAGCUCUCUAUUAUUGUGGGUACAUGCAACAUCCUGUAAUAGGAAGAAAUUUGUGUAGAAUUAGGGCACUAUUCUUCAUUAAAAGAAUCCAUAGAGCCUGAUUUUAGUUUAUAUUUGUUCUGCUGAUUUAAUGUAGUCCAUUGUUAAACUGUUAAACUUUAAGAGCCUUAAAAGGAUUAAUUGCAUAUAUAUUAGUCCUGUUACCUAUUCCAAAAAUUAAAAAAACAAACGUCUAAAGGGAAUUUAUGCAUUAUGUAUUGCAUACGGAACAAUAUUAAAUCAUAUAAUAGGUUAUGUACUUAGAUUGUAUUUUUGGUCCAUGUAACUUAAAACUUUGUUAUAGUUUCGACACACAUUGUGAAAUAUGAUAAUUUUGUCAACUGGUAACUAUCAAUUGGUCUAUGUAACUUGAAACUUUGUUAUAGUUUCGACACACAUUGUGAAAUAUGGUAAUUUUAUCAACUGGUAACCAUCAAUUGGUCCAUGUAACUUGAAACUUUGUUAUAGUUUCGACACACAUUGUGAAAUUUGAUAAUUUUGUCAACUGGUAACCAUCCAGGUGUCCAUAGUUGCAUUUUGUGAUGACUCAACCUUUUAUUUAUUGGGUACAAUCGACUCUCACUGGUAAAUACAAUUUUACCAGUGCUAUUAUCAAUCAAAAUGGCUCAUUUCAAUCAAAAGUUUGUUAGUUAUUGAUGGAAUUCUGGUGACAUAUGAUUCAUUCCACUGUCCGAAAAGCUGACUGGACCUAACUUCCACAGAAAACAGUCCCCUGCUAUUUUGGCAGCCAUGCCAUGAGCAUAUUCUUGAUGGCAUCUUGGCCAGAUCAGACAUCCACUGAAGAUUAGUCAUUGAACUCGAUCUUGGCUAUGUCGAAAUGGUUUCAUGCAAAAUUUCAAAGCCUGUAGCUCAACUCUUUUUCAAGAUAUCCUGUGAAGACUGACGGAUAAAGAUACAUUUUGCCAGCCCCGAGUGAUCAACUUCGCUGACCCUCAUAAAAUAAUGAUGGGGCAGUCAUAACGUUAACUGGCUGAAAUACAGUGUUGUUACAGUGAUUGAUGACAAUGUUUAUUAAAUUUAUUAUUAUAUUAAUUAUAUACGUUUCAAAAAAUUUCCUUUUUUUUAUUUGGUGUGAAGAUAACACUAUGAUCUGAAAUGAAAGCAUUUACAUUUAUUUACAUGAACUAAAUAGGCAGAUUAUGUAAAUCUAUUAUAUUGAGAGAAUUAAUACUUAUUAAAAUAAUUGACAUCAAUGUGACUUGUGACAUCUUACUAUAUCAUACAAGAAAAGAUUAAUAUAAAGCAGGUGAUAAAUUAAUAUUCAGCAAUAUUUUAACAACAUUAUUCUUAACUUCUACCAAAACAAGAACAAAGUGAUUUAGUUAAGUUGAACUAAGAGGAAGAGUCAAGACGAGCCAUAACAAGAAUUCUGCAUAUUUUUGAUAAUAAUUGUUCCAACUUGUACCAAGACAAGAGCAGAGCUCUUUAGCUAUGUUGAACUAAGAAGAAGUGUCAAGAUGAGCCAGAUCUAGAGUUCAGGAUAUUUUUUUAUAAUAAAUGUACUCAAAUUGUACCAAGUCAAGAGUAGAGAGACCUCUUUGGCUAAGUUUAACUAAGAUGAAGAGUCAAGAUGAGCCUGAACUAAUAUGCAAUUAUGAGCUUUGUGUGAAUAUAGUUUGAUACCAUUCACAUUGAGAGCUGAAUGAAACACAAAUUCCUCCAACAGCAAAUUCAACAAAAUCUUCAGCAUUAAUGACUAUAUUAGAGUGUUAAAAUUCAUUCAGAACUUGCUCACUCCUGGUUUUUUUUAGUUUUUUAGAAAAAUGAUCUCCUUCUCACCCUAAUUCUGCCUACCCCACGAGCUACUAUCUUAUCAAAAGACAAGGGUUGAUACGAUAUAGACAAGACAAGUCAACGGUCAAUAUUCUUUAUUUUCAUAGUUAUUAAGAACAGAGUUAGCGUCAAUACAUUAUUUACAAUUAUAAGUUAAAACCUGAGGACCGAGAUUCUUGAAUUAUGAUACCAUGUAAAUCCUGGGCUGCCAAAUUAAAGUCAUUGUCAUGUUUUUUAUUUGACGAUUAUGGAUAUCACUUCCUCAAAGAUUUCCUGGAUGUUGCUGAUACAGUCAAAAACAGAGUUUGAUCCCAAUCAAUAAAUAAGUAAAAAUUAAAUCUGAAUAAAUCUCUAGUUUAGGAUAAAAAUGUUUACAAGCACUUAUUGGUUCAUUGAACAUCAUGUACAACAUCAGCCAUAAACUGGGAAUAACUGUAUUCUGUCAUUCUAGCAUUCUUUAUCAGAGGUCUGGCAGAUGUUCUCUUGUUUUAUUUCAAGCGAGUAAUGAGACAAAUGAGAUUGGCAAGUAAUGAUUGGCUGGUUCAAUAUAGUUACUUACUGCGCAUCUCUGCUUGACUAUAUUGUGGAGUUACACAAAUUAGCAAAUAGUUUUUUGACUGAAAAUCAGUCUAUAUAAUAAAUGUUUUGUAUACAACAAUUUUUUUGUAAGGUAAGUAGGCUCAAAGGAACUGUACAUUUUUUAUAAAAUAGGUCAUUGGUUAUAAAUGGAGUUCACUGUAUUUAUAAAAUUGACUACUUUUUGGUAAGAACUCAUUAUUAUUACUGUUUAAAGUAGUGUUACUUUAAAGUUAAACUAAUUUAAUUUUUACACAUUAUGUUAUACAGUUCUGUAUAAUUUUAAUACCUUAGAAAUUAAAGCAUAAUUUAUGUACAGAGAGUGUCAAUGAGUUGGCAGUGUAAAGUACAAUAUACAUAUUAAUAAAGCAAGAA